CAGGUGUCACAGAGAAGAAUAAUCUUCAUCAGCCCAGUGGUCAUCAAGGAUAUGAACUCUGCUGUUUUUAUCUAGAUGGAUGAAAAGGUUAACAGCCCAGAAGGGGAGCUCCUUUGGUUUUCAAGAUGGCAGCAACUAGUGGCGAAAGCCAGCUGCAGCGGAUUAUCAGAGACUUGCAAGAUGCUGUGACUGAAUUAAGUAAAGAAUUUAAAGAAGGAGGGGAACCGAUCACAGAUGACAGUGUCAACUUGCAAAAAUUCUCCUACAAGCUUGAGUACCUCCUACAGUUUGACCAGAAAGAAAAAAACACAUUGCUGGGGAACAGAAAAGACUACUGGGAUUAUUUCUGUGACUGUCUGGCAAAAGUCAAAGGAGCUAAUGAUGGAAUCCGCUUUGUCAAGUCUAUUACGGAACUACGAACAUCUCUUGGAAAAGGAAGAGCAUUUCUUCGUUACUCCUUGGUUCACCAAAGGCUAGCAGACACCCUGCAGCAAUGUUUUAUGAACACCAAGGUGACCAGUGACUGGUACUAUGCAAGAAGUCCAUUUCUGAAUUCCAAAAUGAGUUCUGACAUUGUGGGUCAACUCUAUGAGCUCACUGACGUUCAGUUUGACUUGGCAUCAAGAGGCUAUGAUUUAGAUGCUGCUUGGCCAGCAUUUGCCAGGAGGACACUGUCCUCGCUUGGAUCUUCAGCAUAUUUAUGGAAGCCCCCAAGUCGCAGUUCCAGCAUGAGCAGUUUAGUCAGCAAUUAUUUGCAGGCCCAAGAGUUUCCCUUCAGCCCUGAUGCAAAUAGUUCACUAAAUGUUGAACACCUUGAGGGCUUUGAAGAGAUGCGUGUAGAACUUGACCAGGCUGAGCUGAGGCAGAGGGAACUUCAAGAUCGUAUUCACCAGCUAGAAAUGGAAAACCAGGAGCUACAGGCAGCUGUCAGCCUUCAGAAAGAACAAGUACAGGUAGAAAAGGAGAAGAGCAAUAACUACAGCGAGGAGAACUCCCGGCUGACAAAGAUGAUCACAGAGUUACAGAAGCAGUGUGAGGUCUCGCACUCCACUCAGAGCACUGUUCAUGACCUGCACAAGUGCCUGCAGUCACUGGAACUGAAUGCAGUGGAGCAGCAGAAGGAAUAUUCAACAAAGCUGGAGCAGCUGGUGACCAGCAAGGAAUACUGUGCCUCAGAACUGCAGGUGUUGAAUCAGGAGCUGGAGGCCUCUAGGGCUUUGGUUGCUAUGAAGAAUCUUUGCAUCAAUGAGCUCAAAGCCAAGCUGAGUUCCACAGAACAGAAGAACCUCAACCUCCUUGAGAAAGUUGAUGCUGCUUUGGAGGAAAAGGGAGAGCAAGCCACAGCCCACUGUGACUCUGCCCUACAGAUACGUGCACUGUUAGAGAAGCUUCAGGAGACAGAAAAGGAAAAGGCAGAUAUGCAAAGACUCAGUGACGAACAUGUAUCUCAGCUGAAAGCAGCAAGGGAGGAGCUGCAGCUGAAAGAAGAGGCACAGAAGGAACUGGAAUCCAGAUACAAUCGCCUUACUGCUGACUCCAAAGAAGAGAGUGAAAAGCUGCUUGGGAGCCUGGAAACCAUGGCAAAGGAAAUGGAUGCACUUCAGAAGGCCCUGACCCUGAAAGGAAAGGAGAUGGCUGAGCUCCAGACCCAGGUAAUGGGGUCGCUGGCUCAGGUGGGGUCACUGGAAAAAAAUCUUGAGGAAGCAAGGAAAGGAAAAGAGAAACUUGAGGAGGAGUAUGGUAGGAGGGAAGGAGCACUGAAGCAGGAAGCCCACUCGCAAGCAGAGCAACUUGAACUACAGGAGGGUCACUUAACAAAGGUGAGUCAGACUGUGUGUAGCCUUGAGGAGCAAAACCGGAAACUCUUGUCUGAGAAAGAGCAUCUCAGACAGAAAGUCAAGGAGCUGGAGGAACAGAUGGAGCAGCAAAACUCUGCAGCGAGCGAAAUGGGUGAGGAGAGCAGGAAGCUGAAAGCAGAGAAUGCGAAUUUGCAGCAGUCCAAGAAGAAGAUGGAAGGGAAGCUGAAAAAUCUGGAAGCUUCUAAAGCUUCCCUGGAAGCUGAGGUAGCCAGGCUGAGAGCCUCUGAGAAACAGCUUCAGAGUGAGAUAGAUGAUGCCCUGGUGUCAGUUGAUGAAAAAGAGAAGAAGCUCCGGGUUGAGAACAAACAGCUGGAUGAAGACUUGCAGAAUGCCAGGAGGCAAAGCCAAAUUCUGGAGGAGAGAUUAGACGCUCUGCACUCAGACUAUGAAGAACUAAAGCAAAGAGAAGAGACCACCAAGGAGUCUUAUGCCUCACUUGAAGCACAGCUGAAGAGUGCCAAACAGCAUAGUUUAGAAACGGAAAAAAGCUUAGGCACCUUGAAGGAAAGCAAAGAGUGUCUCCAGUCACAGCUCACAGAGAAGGAAGUAGAACUGCAAGGCAUGGAGAGCCAGUGUGAGCAGCUAAGAGCAGAAGCUGAAAGACAUAGGAAGAAAGCAGAGACUCUUGAGGUAGAAAAGCUCAGUGUUGAAAAGACAUGCCUUCAUCAGACAAAGCUUAUUGAAUCCCUCACAUCAGAAAAGGAAUCAGUGGAAAAACACCAACUACAGCAGGCGGCUUCCCUGGAGAAGGAGGCAAAAGAGCUGGCCUCCAGACUAACCAUAAGUGAAGAGCAGUUGGAGGUCAACCGAGGUGAAGUGUCUAGGCUGCAAGCAGAAGUCCUCGACCUGCGAGUCAAGCUUCAGCAGACCACUGAUGAGAGAGAGCAGAUGAGAGGUGAGCUGGCAAUCACAGAGACUGUCUUGGGUGAACAGAAGGUGCUUGUCCAGCAGCUGAAAGAGCAAAGUGAGUCACUCAACAGAAACCAUGUGCAAGAAAUGGUGCAGUUUAAAGAAAGAGAAGAAGUGCUGAAAAAAGAGCAGGAGACAGCAGCCCAUGAAAAAGCUGAGCUGGAAAAUAAUUUGCUGAACCUGAAGGAAGAACUAUUCAAGGUUAAGCAGUACCUGGAAGUUGCUAGAAUGGAAAAUGAAGAAAACAAAGAUCUCCUCCACAGGACCAACACGGAUAUGGCUGAACUUGGUAUUCAGAUUUGUGCCUUGACCUCUGAAAAGGUGGAUGCAGAAGAGCAGUUAGCCCAGGCCACAGAAAGGCUCAAAGAACUGGAAGAACAGGCAGCAGAGCAACAGGAAAAGCUGAAGCUUGACAUCUCUAAUCUCAGACAGGAGAACAAGAGCCUGCAAGAGAAAUUAGAAGAGGCUCAAAUAUGUGCCGCAGCUGUCCCAAGUCUGCAAUGGCAGCUGGAGACAGUAAAGAAACAGGCACAGAGUUUCCAAGAGACCAGCCAAGAAGAGCUGUCUGCAAUAAAAUUUCAAAUGAGCACAGAGAUUCUAAAUUAUCAGACAAAAUUCAAGGCUGUCAGUGAAGAGUGUGGGAAAGUAAGAGAGCAACUUGAGGAGCAGAAGCGACAACAGCAUGCUGCAGAGGAAGAGAUUGCGGAGUUACAAGCUGCAAACACGAGUUUGUCUAGAAAGCUGGAUGAAGCAAGAGAGCAGCUGUCUGAAUCAGAGUUUGCUCGGCUGCAGAAGGAAGAGGAGGUGACGUCUCUGAGAGAACUCUUGGAAAG
Molecule: messenger RNA, 3601 nt
Organism: Fulmarus glacialis (Northern fulmar)
Lineage: Eukaryota; Metazoa; Chordata; Aves; Procellariiformes; Procellariidae
Gene: FYCO1
Product: FYVE and coiled-coil domain containing 1
Exons: 9
Biological process (GO): plus-end-directed vesicle transport along microtubule; positive regulation of autophagosome maturation
Cellular component (GO): autophagosome; lysosome; late endosome
Source: RefSeq, a predicted model, not a curated record